AUGACGAGCGAGAAUCCCGCCCCAAAUACGCAUGCACCAACUCAGCAUACACUUUCAGAAGUGGAUAUUACCCCCAAACAUACUCUUAUCACGAUCGGAGAUGUCAAAUACGAUGUCGACCUUUCGCAAAUACCUUAUCUGUCGUCCUUUGCCAAUUUCCAAGCCAAAGCCCAGCCGGACCUCACCGAUUUGGUCCACGGCCCAAUACCUCUUUUUGACGUAGCUUUGAAGGGAAUUCAAUCGGGUUAUCGUCAAUGCUUCAGGAAUCUUCCCCCCGAACUUCAACAGUACCACGUUCUAUGCGAAACAUACGAGUUUCUCGGCAUUAAUGUCCUCGACAAACGACGUAUCGACCAGAUCUUCAGCGAUCUGAGGCUCUGCAGGAUAGAUUGGGACCCAGAGGAUGAAGAUACCAAGGGUGUUAAGUCGAAAGCACGCGACGCUGCUUUCAGUUUGCUGUAUCUCAUCCUGCUGGGCGAAUUUGAGGAUGAUAAAACGAAUGGAGACAAAGCUUACAACGCAGUGUUGUUCGUGUUAUCUCAUCCCGCGACGUUCAAGUCGAGAACAAGAGCCGUAGUUCGGGCGGCGUAUGAGGAACGUUUUGUUGUCUCGCGGAAGCAGAUAAAGAGACUAGAUCAAUGGCUGAAGGGAGAUACUGGAGAUGAUAGCGAAGAAGUCACCACUACAGAGGAGGAAUCGCACGAGGAUUACUAUGUAUCGGAUGAGUACUAUGAAUCGGAUUGGUCGUAG
Messenger RNA from Alternaria incomplexa, 750 nucleotides. RefSeq lists its product as uncharacterized. The coding region runs from base 1 to 750 and encodes 249 amino acids. NCBI's taxonomy places the organism in Eukaryota, Fungi, Ascomycota, Dothideomycetes, Pleosporales, Pleosporaceae. The record is from RefSeq and is a predicted model, not a curated record. The transcript is spliced from 2 exons.